Hibiscus syriacus is the source of this 1373-nucleotide messenger RNA. RefSeq names its product surfeit locus protein 1-like. Gene Ontology annotation, cellular component: membrane. The record is from RefSeq and is a predicted model, not a curated record. The transcript is spliced from 7 exons. Bases 72 to 1148 code for a protein of 358 amino acids. NCBI's taxonomy places the organism in Eukaryota, Viridiplantae, Streptophyta, Magnoliopsida, Malvales, Malvaceae.
AACCCUUGAAACAGUGAUUUAGUGUUUUUUUUUCCAGGAUAAAAAAACAAAGUGGUAGAAGGUUGCUGGCAAUGGCAUCAAAUUUGAGAUCAAAAACGGCAAUCGUUUCCAAAGCCCUAACGAGACCACUCCCUGGUGGGGCCUUCUAUGCCGUCUCCACCCAAUCCCUGUCGCCAAAGCAUUGGGUACCCUCUUAUUCCUUCUAUAUCUCCACCUCUUCUGAUACCGCUGCUGCUGCUGCUGCUGCUGCUGCUUCCUCUUCUUCCCAAUCUCUUCAUGAUAAAGAGAAAGGAUCAAAAUGGACAAGAUGGUUUCUUUUCCUUCCAGGGGCUAUCACUUUCGGCCUUGGAACUUGGCAGAUUUUCAGAAGGCAAGACAAGAUAAAGGUGUUGGAUUAUAGACAAAAAAGGUUGAAAAUGGAACCUUUGAAACUAAAUGGCAUGCCUCCUUCAAGUGAGAUAUUGGAAACUUUGGAGUUUAGGCGAGUUGUGUGCAAAGGAGUUUUUGACAAUGGAAGGUCAAUCUAUAUUGGGCCUCGUUCUAGAAGCAUUUCUGGAGUGACUGAAAAUGGCUACUAUGUCAUUACACCCCUAAUGCCAAUCCCUGGUGAUGCUGAGAGUGUUCAGUCCCCAGUUCUCGUAAAUAGAGGAUGGGUCCCACGCAGCUGGAGAGACAAAUCUUUUGAAGUUUCGCAAGACAGGGAGAAGUCCUCAAGUAUGGAUGCUAUUCCUGUCCAACAGAAUGAACAAAGCUGGUGGAGAAUGUUUCAGUCUAAGAAGCAAAAAACUGUUGAGGAUGAAGCCCCUGCUAUUACUUCUGUGGAAGUUACUGGAGUUGUCCGGGGGAGUGAGAAGCCAAGCAUAUUUGUUCCAGCGAAUGAUCCAAAUUCUGGACAGUGGUUCUACGUUGAUGUUCCUGCAAUUGCUGUUGCUUGUGGACUUCCUAAGGAUACUCUUUUAAUUGAAGACAUCAAUGAAAAUGUUAGUGCAAGCGACCCUUAUCCAGUUCCAAAGGAUGUCAAUUCCUUGAUUCGCAGUUCAGUUAUGCCUCAAGAUCAUCUAAAUUAUACAUUUACAUGGUAUUCUCUGUCUGCUGCAGUUACAUUUAUGGCUUUCAAGAGGCUUAGACCAAAAAAUGGUAGGAGAUAGCAAGCAUUACUCUAAGAGGUAUGAUUUAGGGGGACCUUGGCCAACCAAACAAGCAUUGAAUCUUUGAGAGACAUUGCUGCUUGCAGACCAGAAUGCCUUAUAAAACGGGUGGAGCAGUUGAGAAUGUAGCCAGAAAGUCUAUUCCAAUAGCACCACCUGCUUUUUGAUCAGUGGAAAGAAACAAAUCAGUUUUGCUACAUUCUGUUUUGCCUUUAAACAAAAAUA